This is a messenger RNA of Rhinolophus ferrumequinum (greater horseshoe bat), 4733 nucleotides long. RefSeq names its product kinesin-like protein KIF28P. The transcript is spliced from 23 exons. The record is from RefSeq and is a predicted model, not a curated record. Gene Ontology annotation, cellular component: microtubule; kinesin complex. Gene Ontology annotation, biological process: microtubule-based movement; cytoskeleton-dependent intracellular transport. Gene Ontology annotation, molecular function: microtubule motor activity; ATP binding; ATP hydrolysis activity. Lineage: Eukaryota; Metazoa; Chordata; Mammalia; Chiroptera; Rhinolophidae. Bases 1212 to 4331 code for a protein of 1039 amino acids.
UCAAGUUUUUAAUAUACACCUAUUUGUAAAGUCAUCAGAAUUGUGUGGAUUAUUAAAAAUCAUCUAAUUUGGAAAAUAAUUUAUAUAAAUUAUUGUAAAUUUUUGUAAACAGGUCUUCAGUAAGUAAAGCAAUUCCAUAUAGAGUGUGAUUCUUUUAGUCAAGGCAGUUUUUUCUAUUUUAUAUUAAAAUUUCAUACAUUUAUAUAAUAUGUAAAUAUGGCUUAUUAUUGGAAUGUUAAAUAAAGUGUAUACUUCACAGUAGUUUGUGUCUGUUAGAUUUUUGAGAGGGGAAUUUCUGUUUUAAUAAUUUUACAUACUAGUAGGCAUUAGUCCCAUUUUCUUUCUCUAGUUAAAAGUAUUAGACCAAUCUUAAAAUGAGGAUGAUUGAACUGUUACUUUUUUUAAGUUGCUAUUUUAUAAUUUAUGCACUUUGCUUCUGUGAUUAAUUUUGUUUUGUUUUAGGGGGGCGGUGGCUGUUACUAUGUUGAAAUUAUGGGCAUGUAAUUUUGCCACUUUUUUGUAGUUGAACAAAUUUUGUGUAUUCUACCUCAAAUGAGUAAUUUUUCAAGUAAUGCAUUGGUUAAAUGUAAUGUUGGCAUUUCUUGUUCAGCAAGCUUAAAGGCUACUUAUCUUUAAAGUCUCUUAAUUAUUCAGAGACUAAUUAUCCAGGUUAGAUUGACCGGUUCACUGCUCACUAGCAACCUCUGAAAGGGGUUAGAGAAGGAAGGGAAAUGUAAACCAAAUCUGUUUCAUGAAUAUUUGGUGCACUUUGUGCCUAACGUUGAGAGAUUGAGAAGUCUGAACAAAUUUUAUAAAUUUUAUAAAUAUAUCUUUGAAGGAGCUUGCUACUGAAUCACAGAAAUCCCUUAAUAUUCAGGUUUUAAAACUGACAAAUUCUCAUAGGACCUCAGGCACAGACUAUUGGAUGGAAAAGUGUGUGAGUAGAUGUGGAAAAAGGAAAAGAAAAAAUAAUCAACACUGUUCUCUGCAGUAUGACUGUGCAAUUAAGUGGUGAUACUUGGUGUAGUCGAUAAAAUUCAUCAAUAAAUAAGUGUGGUCAAAUAAUUUAUAACAGGUAAUUGAUAGUGUGUAAUGAAUGGAACAUUAAGAAUUGAUUAUCUAGAAACACUGCUUUUGUUUGCUAAACUUGUAAUGUUUCAGUGUGAAGCACAAGCAGUGUACUUUCUACAUUAGUUUUCUACCAGAUAACUAUGAAUAAUGAUGGGAAAGUGAUGAAAAUGCCUACGCCAAGUAUUGAGAGUGUGAAAGUAGCAGUACGAGUGCGGCCUUUUAGUCAGCGAGAGAAGAAUUCUGGGAGCAAAUGUGUGAUUUCCAUGCAUUCAAGGACCACCACCACUAUACAAGACCCUAAGAAUCCAGAACAUAUGAAGACAUUUACAUUUGACCUGGCAUAUUGGUCUCACGACGGAUUUCAAGUGGAUCAAGAUGGUGUGUUUAUUUCCGCUGAUCCUAAUAGUAUAUUUGCAAGCCAGAGAGAUGUUUUCCACGAUCUUGGCCGGGGGAUUCUGGACAGUGCCUGGCAAGGCUACAAUGCCACGCUCCUGGCCUACGGCCAAACUGGCUCUGGAAAAAGCUAUUCCAUGAUCGGGUUUGGUGCAAACAAGGGGAUCAUUCCCAAUGUGUGCGAAGAGCUCUUUCAAGCAGUUGAGAACCGGGAGAGAAAUCAAGAAUACCAGGUUACAUUCAGUAUGCUGGAAAUUUACAACGAACAGGUAAGAGAUUUGCUGUCUAGAACCAAGAAGCCGGGAGGGCUAAAAGUAAGGGAAGAUCAACAGCUGGGCUUUUAUGUGGAGGGUCUGAAGUCAGUGCCUUGUGAGAACUAUGCACAAAUUGAAAGGCUGAUGGAACAAGGGACUAAAAUAAGGACCACAGCUUCGACCAACAUGAACGUCAGCAGCAGCCGCUCUCAUAUGGUCAUCACCAUUCAGUUCAAGCAGGUUUUCCUAGACAGAGACCUCACCAAACAAUCCAGUAUUAAUCUAGUGGAUUUAGCAGGAAGUGAAAGGCAGAAAUCUUCAGGAUCCGAAGGAGACAGACUGAAGGAAGGAUCUCGAGUUAACUUAAGUUUGACCAAUUUAGGAAAUGUUAUCAGUGCUCUGGCUGAUGCAGCCGUGGGGAUGAAAGUCUUGCACAUUCCCUAUAGAGAUUCUGUUCUGACCAAACUGCUCCAGUCGGCUCUGGGAGGGAACAGCAGAACCGCUUUGAUAGCAGCCAUAAGCCCAGCUGACAUCUGCUAUGAGGAGACACUGUCAACAUUAAGAUAUGCUGAAAGGGCUAAAAAGAUCCGGAACAAAGCUGUGGUCAACACCUCGACGCCGAUGAGAGAGUCGAGGGCAGAGAACAGUAAACUGCUGCUCAGCUGCGGAAACUCCAGAAUUACAGAGCAGCCAGCCUAUUCGCUGGCAGAACACGGGCUCGGGCCUCGUGCUCAGCAGCUGACCUGGGCGCACCUGCUGGCGCAGGCCCGGAAGGAAUGGCAGCAGCAAUACGCGGCCGUUGCCCAGGAGCGACAGAUGGUGAAGACCUCCCCUCAUCUCCUCAACGUCAAUGAGGACCCACAGCUCACUGGGGUCCUCAAGUACUUCAUUCAGGCUGGUUCAUGUGACGCUGGUCAGUCUGCUUCAAAUGCCAUCACCCUUCAAGGUCUGGGAAUUUCCGAUAAACACGCUUCCUUCACUAAUUUGGAUGGUCAGGUGGCAGUCACGCCACACAGCAAGUGCAAGGUUGUGGUUAACGGCGUGCCCAUCACCACCAAGACGAGGCUGCAGCAUUUGGACCGCAUUAUUUUGGGAUCCAACAGCGCCUACCUCUACAUCGGGUUUCCUUCAGAGCGAGGCAAUGAGGACUUGGGCAGGUUUGAUUAUGACUUUUUCCAGCUGGAGAGAGCAGCUGCGGAGGGAGUGAGUGUGGACAAGCUCGGUGCUGGAAACAGCGGAGAUGGGAAAGCAGACCCCAGUGUCCUGGCUGUGUUCCAGGACUACAUCAAACUGAUGCCACUGGUGGCAGAAGCAAAUCAAAUGAGUGAAGAGCUGAAGAAGGAGCUUAAAAUGGAAUUGAAAGUGAAGAAUUUAGCAUCGUCAGACUCCAGAGGCUAUGACCUCCAAAAAGAGGUCAUGGUGAAGGUGACCAACCAAAGGACUCACGAGGUGUGGAUGUGGUCAAAAGCCAAGUUUAUCAAUAGGAAAUUCCUAAUGGAGGAACUUUACCAGCGCUUCCUAGAUGGAGAGGACAGGCACGUGGCUCAGGAAGACGACCCCUUCUGGGAUCCCGCGGAGGCCGUCCACCUGGGCUCUGCUCACAUCUGGCUGCAGUCGCUUGCUUACUGCAUGGAGUUGGAGGAACAGGUGGAGUUUCUGAACUGCGAUGGGCUGGAGGAGGCAGUGCUGCACGUGCACGUGACGCCCUGCUCCCCGGCAGGACAAGCAUGUGGUGAGGAAGACGUGGUUACUGACCCUUGGGAGCUGCUCGGCAAGAGGAUGGAUUUCCAGAUUCACAUUGUGCGGUGCCUUGGCGCCCAGUGGCUAAAGGAAGACGCAGAGCGGGGCAUCCAGAUGGGGUACAGAAUUUACGAUCUUCCACACACUUUAUAUACCAAGCCUGUAUGGAAAGUCGUGAAUCCCCAAAUCGAUGAGUCUGUUCAAUUUACAGCCCUAAAUGCGUCCCAGGACUUUCUGAAUUAUUUACAGACAAACGCUCUCAUUGUUGACUUAUGGGGUCUUCAAGAAGGCUGUACCGCCCUGAGCUGCUCUCAGCCGGGCCUCAUGGUCACAGGUGAAGGCCACAUCCUGGUGGACACCAAGAAAACUGCCAUUGUGAUGGAUACAGGCCAGACGACACCAACACAGACAUCAGAGCUUUAUCUGAAGCUGCUCAAGUUAGAGCGGGAGACGGAGCUGCUCAGAAACAUUAACCGAGCCCUCAGAGAGGAAAAUGUGUUUCUCAGAGAAUCACUUGAGAAAACUGGUCCUAGUCAACAAGCACACAAGCCUCCUGAUACCCAGAAGAUACCUGGGAUGGCCACAGACAGAGAGAUGAAUCUAACGUGCCCUCAGCGAGCCAGCUAUGACGGAGAAUUUGCCAAAGCUCUGAAAGUGUUCUACCAAAGCAUGAACGUGGCCAGAGGGCAGUUCCUCAAACUGAGACACUAUAAGCCUCCUGAAGACGAUCAUAUGCUUCGACCAUUUGUACACCAACAGUCACAAAUGUUAAGGGACUUUGGAGACCUACUGGAAUCCAGCUUGUGGAAAUUGAAAAAUGAUGUAGCUCUUAUAGUGAAGAAGAAGAGAGGAUGUUUAUUGCACAGCGAAUAGUGAGGGUAUACCAACUGAAAACACUGAGCUUUGAGUCAUGACGAUUACCUGGGCCGCUAAUGAGAGUAAUGAACUUGGCUGUCAGAACUGAGCUGUGGACUCAGCCCAUUUCCUCUACUCAGUCUAUUUCCUCUACCAUUUUUAAACAAAUGUAAAAAUGAAUCCAUAUCCAGGAUGAAGGUGACGUGGGAGGUAUCUGAGGUGAACGGCUAGCACUCUGAGCUCUGGGUUCGGACUGCCUGGGGUUAAAUCCUGAUUAAAUCCAUCACUUCUGAACUCUGCAGUUUGAAACAAAUGACUUCCCCUCUCUAAGCUUCUCUUUCCUUAUCUGUUAUCUGGGAAUGGGAACAGUACUUACUGCAGAUGGAUAAGGAAUAUAAAGUAAUAUAAAGCCCUCAGAAC